AUGGAAGAUCCAUCAGGCUGGUCGUUGACCGAAUCUGAUCCUCAGGUGUUUACCCAACUAUUGAAAGAUUUAGGUGUGAAAGGUCUACAAGUUGACGACCUGUAUUCACUUGACGAAGCGACACUCUCCACACUCAAACCUAUACAUGCCCUGAUAUUCCUCUUCAAGUAUGUCGAACCUUCUGCGAGUGAAUCAGAGGGGACGAGUGGCGUAGAAGUAGAUCCUCUAGAUACGGGUGUAUGGUUUGCUAAUCAGGUCAUCAAUAAUUCUUGUGGUACUGUGGCUGCCUUGAACGCUGUUAUGAACAUCCCCACCCAGGAGUCUCAACAUGCCGAAGAAUCAAUAGAACUAGGUGAAGAAUUGGGUAAUUUGAGGGAAUUUGGAGCUGGUAUGGAAUCGCUAGAUCUAGGUCAUCUGAUAUCUUCCUCGCCUCAUAUCCGAGAAGUCCACAACUCUUUCUCCAAAUCUUCCCCUUUCUCAAUGGAUCCCUCCGCCUUCCCCGAAAGGGAGGAAGAAGACGCUUAUCAUUUCAUUGCGUACUUACCUAUCAAUGGGAUAUUGUACGAGUUGGACGGACUGAGGAGAAACCCAAUUAUGCAUUCACCGAUAGAUGAGGAGAAUGGCGAUUGGCUGAAUAAUGCUAGAGAGACUGUUGAAGGGAGGAUAGCGACUUAUCCACCUGGUUCGUUGAUGUUCAAUCUCCUCUGUAUUCGAUCAUCACCCCUCCCUCGACUUCAACGACAACUGAAUGAUCCCUCGACAAAUCAGACGGAGAAGUACCAAAUUCAAGAUCAACUAGAACACGAGUUGAGUAAAUCGAAUAGAGGGCAAUUGGAGAAUACCCUGAGAAGGAAUAAUUUGUUACCUGUCGUAUUUCAGUUAUUCAAGGGAUUAGGAGAGAGUGGUCUAGCUGGUAAAGCGGUGGAAGAGGCUCGUGCAAAAGGUAAAGAAAGGAGAGAAAAGAGGUUAGCUAAAGGUGAAGAAGAUGAUUGA
Kwoniella botswanensis is the source of this 993-nucleotide messenger RNA. RefSeq lists its product as uncharacterized. Lineage: Eukaryota; Fungi; Basidiomycota; Tremellomycetes; Tremellales; Cryptococcaceae. Gene Ontology annotation, cellular component: cytoplasm. Gene Ontology annotation, molecular function: cysteine-type deubiquitinase activity. The transcript is spliced from 8 exons. Bases 1 to 993 code for a protein of 330 amino acids. The record is from RefSeq and is a predicted model, not a curated record. Gene Ontology annotation, biological process: ubiquitin-dependent protein catabolic process; protein deubiquitination.